Molecule: messenger RNA, 3797 nt
Organism: Syngnathus typhle (broad-nosed pipefish)
Lineage: Eukaryota; Metazoa; Chordata; Actinopteri; Syngnathiformes; Syngnathidae
Gene: mapk10
Product: mitogen-activated protein kinase 10
Exons: 14
Coding region: 130-1560 (476 amino acids)
Biological process (GO): JNK cascade; protein phosphorylation
Cellular component (GO): nucleus; cytoplasm
Molecular function (GO): ATP binding; JUN kinase activity
Source: RefSeq, a predicted model, not a curated record
UCAUAUACAUAUAUAUAUAUUUUAAGUAGUUUCCAUCUCCCGUUUUCGGGAUCCUGCAGCCAUGAUAACCGCAACGCUUCCCGUCAGGAUGUUUUGAACUGGACUUGGUUCGUUAUCAGCUGGCACGGAAUGGUAUUUAUGAGCAGACAUUUCUUAUACAACUGCAGCCAACCGAUCCUGGAUGUGAAGAUAGCCUUUUGUCAGGGUUUUGGAAAACAAGUGGAUGUGUCAUAUAUCGCCAAACAUUACAACAUGAGCAAAAGCAAAGUGGACAACCAGUUCUACAGCGUGGAAGUGGGCGACUCCACCUUCACCGUUUUAAAACGCUACCAGAAUUUAAAGGCCAUCGGGUCCGGAGCUCAGGGGAUUGUCUGCGCGGGUUAUGACGCUGUUCUCGACAGAAACGUGGCAAUCAAGAAGCUGAGCAGACCUUUCCAGAACCAGACGCAUGCCAAAAGGGCGUACCGCGAAUUGGUGCUUAUGAAAUGUGUCAAUCACAAAAAUAUUAUCAGUUUAUUAAAUGUCUUCACGCCACAAAAAUCAUUAGAAGAGUUCCAAGAUGUGUACCUAGUGAUGGAGUUGAUGGACGCAAACCUGUGCCAGGUGAUCCAGAUGGAGCUGGACCACGAGAGAAUGUCCUAUCUGCUCUACCAGAUGCUAUGUGGCAUUAAACAUCUUCAUUCGGCCGGAAUUAUUCACAGGGAUUUGAAACCAAGCAAUAUAGUGGUAAAGUCAGACUGCACUCUCAAGAUCUUGGAUUUUGGACUGGCUCGAACAGCCGGCACUAGUUUCAUGAUGACCCCUUACGUGGUGACGAGAUACUACAGAGCACCGGAGGUUAUCUUGGGCAUGGGUUACAAAGAAAACGUGGACAUAUGGUCGGUGGGGUGCAUUAUGGGAGAAAUGGUGCGCCACAAAAUCCUUUUCCCCGGGCGGGACUACAUCGACCAAUGGAACAAAGUGAUCGAGCAGCUCGGUACACCGUCGCCGGAGUUUAUGAAGAAGCUGCAGCCCACCGUGAGGAACUAUGUGGAGAACCGGCCCAAGUAUGCCGGCCUCACUUUUCCCAAACUUUUCCCAGACUGCCUCUUCCCUGCUGACUCAGAGCACAAUAAAUUGAAAGCAAGCCAAGCCAGAGACCUGCUGUCCAAGAUGCUGAUCAUCGACCCUGCCAAGCGGAUAUCAGUGGAUGAAGCUUUGCAGCAUCCGUACAUCAAUGUGUGGUACGAUCCAGCUGAGGUGGAAGCGGCCAGAGAUCUCAUCCAAAUAUCCAUGCCUCCGCCUCAAAUCUACGACAAGCAGCUUGAUGAGAGAGAACACUCCAUUGAUGAGUGGAAAGAGUUGAUUUAUAAAGAAGUGAUGAAUUUUGAGGAGAGAACGAAGAAUGGCGUAGUGAAGGGACAGCCUUCACCUUCAGGUGCAGCCGUGAACAGCAGCGAGAGCCUCCCUCCGUCCUCGUCCAUCAACGACAUCUCGUCCAUGUCCACCGACCAGACCCUGGCCUCAGACACCGACAGCAGCCUGGAGACCUCGGCGGGACCGUUGGGGUGCUGCAGGUGACUAGCCGCCUGCCUGCGCAACCCCGCCUUCUUCCGCCGCUGAGGAGGGCAGAAGAAGAAGAAGGAAGGAGAGGGUUCGGGGGCGCUAUCGAAAAACAAACGGAAAAUUGGGAAAAUGUGAAACAAUCAAAAAGAGAUGAGCAAGCCUGCGCGUUGUCAUGCUAAACAAAAAAACAACAACAGCGGUAUUUAAAGUUAUACUCUUAUGUGGAUGAUCCUAUAGUUGCUUUGCUUAUAUUAGCCCACGUAUAUUGCAUACAAAAAGCAGCUUUGACUUGCAUCUCCUUUAAACGUAAAAGCAUCACACUGGCUGGCUGCCCCGCCCCCCUUCAAAUGGCCCCAAACAGCAUUUAUACGCUCCUGUCUUUGGACUCAUCAUGUGACCUCCCUGCUGUCGUUUUAUCGAAAACAACCCUUAAAAUGUGUGUUUCGUGUUUAUAAACACACCAUGUCAUGUAAAUAAUGUAAUUGUGUACAGCCGAAGGACACAUGGAGUGGGACUAACGGCCAGUAUGCUGGAAGCUUCUUAAUUUCUUUUAUUUUGGUAAAAUGUCACCAUUUUUUUAAAUUUGUAUUUUACUUUAUUUUAUUACUCUUAUAAAACAAAUGAGUAAAAAUCCAACAAUUAAAUAACUGGGGUUUAUAACAGGUGACAAAAAUGAUUAAGAGUAAUAAAAUGAAGUAAAAUAAAACAUUUAAAACAAAUGUAAUUUAAUUAACAUAAAAUGACACUUUUUGAGUGUAUGAUUUUUUUUUCUUUUUUAAUUAUUUUAGACUAUUGAUGCACCUUGUAACCUGAAUUGCUCCUGCCAGUUGCUGCACUUGUGCAUGAUUUCAAUCCACAUUUGCAAAAAUGCUUAAUCCGGCUGUCUCACAUCCACUAACACAAUAACAGAUGUUAUUGGAGGUCUGAUGUGGACAAUUGGGGCUAACAUUGCUGUUCAAGAGUGCUUUUGCUGUAAAGUUCCUUUCAUUUGAGCCUGCUCGAUGAUGUGAGUCAAUUUCCACCAAAAGAGCCCAUCACCACAUUGCAUGUCAUUUAUUGGAGUAAAAGGUGAGCAGUGAUAACUGCCACAGCAGUGCUUUGAUUCUCACGUUUCAUGUUAUUUACUGUGCAAAUAAUCUUAGAAUGUCAAUAGCUUUACAGUAGUUAGUGCCCUUUUCAAAGCACUAAUGUUAUGUAAAACUAAAACUACAUUUGGAUGUGGAUACAGGAAAUAUGACGAUAUUUACUAAAACAACAAUUCGUGAAAGAUAACAAUAUUAGCGUAGCGACAUUUUGUCCCACUUCUAAUUGACACGGUGAGAAAUAUAGUGUUCAUUCCCUAAUUGAUACGGUACCUUGAAGAACAACAAUGAAAUAUAUGUCGAUAUUUUGUCUUACCUGUAAUUGAUAACGUGGAAGACCUCAAUAUUUCCUCCUGGUAACCAGUCAAGUGUCACUAAUGAGUGGCGCCAUUGCUAGCCGAUUAGCAACCCCAUGAACCAGGAGGCAGCUUGCUCUACAUAAAAACUAUUACGACGCCUUUUCUGCUCUGUAAUAAUCAAUGUUCGUUAUCGUAUUGCUAAAAAAAAAAAAAUAGAUGUAAUAUUGGCCCAAGACUAUUAAACAGCAUGAUAUCCCUGAGAACACGUUUCUUGAAAGGUUAAUGGCGAGUGCCUUUUGGUGGUGGCAAAGAGUUCGACUAUAGUGUUUUACAUUGCACAGCAACACAUGACGUAUUUUGCCUUAAAACUAGCAAACACUUAGUAGAAACGUGAGGAAUGAAGUUUGAUUUAACAGCUGGUAAAAACAUUUCUGUUCUUCAUCGCUCACCUCAUGGCAUGGCUCAACAACCCCUCUUCCCAAUUUUUAUUUUAGAACGUUCGAUAUCCGCUGUUUUAAUCAAGAUAAAUUAAGUAAAAUGGUCAUACACUUACCAACUUCUUUUUAGAAAGUCCAGUGACGUAAACCUGCAGUACCUCAAAAGGCCUGCUAGAGGGUGCUGUCUACAGAAUAAGCUACAUUACAGCUCGGUGUUGAGUUCAGGGCCCGGUCGGUCGUGGCGACUCUUUUUAAACAGGGUGACACUUACCAUUAUAACACCCACAUUUCUCUGAGGGUCAUUUUUGUUGUUGCACAUUAUGGGAUAUUUUAAAACUAUUACACACUUAACACUGUGUCUUUCCAUUUUAUGGAACAUCCCCCACCCCGAAUGUAAAAAUGUCACCUUGUCAAAACUAAUCAAUGUUGUAGUU